Messenger RNA from Lipotes vexillifer (Yangtze River dolphin), 393 nucleotides. RefSeq names its product peptidase inhibitor 3 (gene PI3). Gene Ontology annotation, cellular component: extracellular region. Gene Ontology annotation, biological process: copulation. The transcript has 2 exons. Bases 1 to 393 code for a protein of 130 amino acids. The record is from RefSeq and is a predicted model, not a curated record. NCBI's taxonomy places the organism in Eukaryota, Metazoa, Chordata, Mammalia, Artiodactyla, Lipotidae. Gene Ontology annotation, molecular function: peptidase inhibitor activity.
AUGAAGUCCAGAAACUUCUUGAUCCCAGUGGUGGUACUUCUUGUCCUUGGGACGCUGGUGGCACAGGCAGCUGUCGUAAGAGGUGGUCCUAAAGGUCAAGGCACUACGAAAGGCAAUGUUCUGAUCAAAGGACAAGAUCCAGUCGAAGGACAAGAUCCAGUCGAAGGUCAAGAUCCAGUCGAAGGUCAAGAUCCAGUCAAAAGUCAAGAUCCAGUCAAAGGACAAGAUCCAGUCAGAUUCCCAUGGAUCACGAAGCGUGGCUCCUGCCCCAGGAUUGUGUACCAGUGCACCAUUUUCAAUCCCUCUAACAAAUGUUUGACAGAUGCUGAAUGCCCGGGGGCCAAGAAGUGCUGUGUGGGCCGUUGCGGGACAACCUGUAUGUAUCCCCGGUGA